CCCCAUCCCCCUCUCGCCCCUCUUCCCGCCGUAUACCAGCUGCUCUGACGGGUCACCCCGCUCUCUCCCUCUCUCUCCUGCGUCUCCUUCUUUGUUCUCUCGCGCCCUUCGGCGCGCAAACGGCUCUAUCUGCGACUCUUGCUCCAUCUCCGGUCUCUGAAUCCGGCCUUCGCGCGACCCUCUCGCGCCCGCGAGCCCAUCCGCUGCAUCCACUGCGCCCCACGCCAUGUUCUAUUCCGACGUUAUCCUGUCGAAGCGCGGCGCGCUCGGCAACAUUUGGCUGGCGGCGCACUGGGAGCGGCGACUCUCCAAGGCGCAGCUGCUGCGCACCAGUGUCGAGAAGGGUGUCGAGGCGAUCAUGACGCAGCAGACCGCGCCGAUGGCCCUGCGCCUCACCGGCCAGCUGCUGCUCGGUGUCGUGCGCAUCUACUCGCGCAAGGCCAAGUACCUGCUCGACGACUGUAACGAGGCGCUCGUCAAGAUCAAGGUGGCCUUCCGCUCGGGCGCCGUCGACAUGACGUCCGACGCGCUGCACGUCCCGCGCAGUGCCAUCACGCUCGGCGCGACGCUGACAGACUUCGACAUGGGCUUCCCAGACGCGGGCCUGGAAGACUGGGACGCAGAUGGCGGCGCUGGCCGCUCUGGCACCCCGCUGCGCACUGGCUCUGCCUCAAAGCGGCGCGCGCCGGACAGCAGCGGCAACACGCACCUGGCGCGGCAGCAGGACAUCACGCUGAACCGCAUCAUCGACGACGGCGAUGCGUGGGAUGCCGCCGAGACGGGCAUUGCCUCGGGCGACUUUGAGGAUGGAGGCCUUGACCUUGGUCUCGAGCUGGACGACGAUGCGCUGGCGGCGCGGGAAGCUGGCCUGCUGCGCGGCGACGAGAUGGAGGUCGACGACAGCCUCAGCGUCGGCGUCGGUCGGGACGCCGCCGGCUCGGAUGUGGGAGGCCGCAGUGUCGGCAGCCUGUUGGGUCUCGGUGGCGAGGCGAACGACACAGGCGCCGGCCAGCGCGACAGUCUCGGUCCCAUGCCGGACUUUGAUGAUGGAGGCUUCGACUUCUUCGGCGGCGACUUCGAUGCGCCGGCAGCUCCCGCAAGCGUUGCGGAGGACACCAUCGACAUGACACCACGGACCGCCGCCAAGAUCCGCGAGGCGGCCGAGCGCCGCGCCCUGGAGGAAGCCAAGGCGCAAGGCGGCAAGGGCCGUAAGCAGAUCAUCGACGCGAACAUCCAGCUCGCCGGUGUCAGCCAACAAAACGCCUCUCCUCAGACGCUCAUCGAGGAGUCCUACCUUCCUCGCUCGCGCGCAUACCUCCGGUUGCUUACCAUGAACGGCGACCCGGCACGGCACCUGCUCGGCGACAAGGCCAACGCCUCGCUCGACAUCUUUGCCGGCCCGAUCGGCCUGGCACCUCAGCUUUCCAGCCUCUUCACCUUCGACGCAGCGGUUCUGCGGCGGCGACGUGGCCUUGAUGCCGAGGGCGAGCGCGCCGCCAAGCGCAUUCGCGGCUCCGAAGAGCUGAGCGAGAUCGGCCGGCGAGACGUGGGCGCCGAGCAGCCCGGCGGCCUGAGCGGCUUCGGCGGCCUGGACGACACCUGGGGCGAUGAGGGCCAGGACAUGAUGAUGGACCAAGAGAUGCCUGACUUUGCCCUCGGUCUCGAGGAGGACGGCCUUCGCCGCUCGACGCGCAAGUCUCGGCACGCCGACGUCGCCGCAGACGACGAGUCGGAGACCGGACGCCUUCCUGCGCUGUCUCGCCUCGCGACGCCGGAGGAUGACGACAACGAGCCCGCCGAGGACUCGCUCGUCGGCUUCUCGCCCAACUCGCAGAACCCGCUGGCUGCCUUUGAUGCGCGCCCGGCAGAUGCCGACAAGGCGCGCGCCGCCCAGUCGGGCUGGAGCAACAACUCGAUCCGCGCGCUGCGCGUCGUGCGUGCCCAGCUCGACCCGGCCAUCGCCGCCGAGCUCGACGACGACGAGCUGCCCGCCGCGGGCGCCGGCAAGACGCUCAGCUUCGAGAAGGUCGCCGCCGGUGCCUCGCGCCGCGCCGCCGCCGGCUUCUUCUUCGAGCUCCUCGUGCUCGGCACCAAGGACCUCGUCAUGCUCGAGCAGCAGCAGCCGUACGAGGACAUCCGCGUCGCUGCCAAGCCGGCGCUCUGGACGCUCCAGUCUGCCCCCACGCCUGCCGCCGCCUAGCCGCUAGGCCACGCCGUGUCCCUCCUGCUACAUUAUUGGCCGCUACGCCGUCGCCCCUGCCCACACCUGUACACCACCUUCUCGUCAUGCGCUGCGAAUGCAACCUAUCCUCCGGGCUC
Tilletiopsis washingtonensis is the source of this 2319-nucleotide messenger RNA. RefSeq lists its product as hypothetical. The transcript is spliced from 5 exons. The record is from RefSeq and is a predicted model, not a curated record. NCBI's taxonomy places the organism in Eukaryota, Fungi, Basidiomycota, Exobasidiomycetes, Entylomatales. Gene Ontology annotation, biological process: synaptonemal complex assembly; replication-born double-strand break repair via sister chromatid exchange; mitotic sister chromatid cohesion. Gene Ontology annotation, molecular function: protein binding; chromatin binding. The coding region runs from base 227 to 2200 and encodes 657 amino acids. Gene Ontology annotation, cellular component: cohesin complex; synaptonemal complex.